Diospyros lotus (date-plum) is the source of this 885-nucleotide messenger RNA. RefSeq lists its product as uncharacterized. Lineage: Eukaryota; Viridiplantae; Streptophyta; Magnoliopsida; Ericales; Ebenaceae. The record is from RefSeq and is a predicted model, not a curated record. The coding region runs from base 1 to 885 and encodes 294 amino acids. The transcript has 2 exons.
AUGAAUGCUUCUUCUUCUUCUUCUUCCCAUUUUCUUUCUUGUGAGCUUUGUGGGCGAGGGGGACAUGCUAGUGUAGAUUGUCAAGUAGGAAAUCCUUUUUCUUCUAGUUCUUCUGAACAAGCAAAUUUUAUUUCUUAUGGUGGCAACAUGUCAAAUUUUAAUCCCUACUCCAACACUUACAAUCCAAGAUGGAGGAGCCAUCCUAAUCUUUCUUGGAGUAAUAAUCAACAAAGAGUGCUCCCCAACUUUCAACAACAACAUCAAAUUCCGCAGGAGAAGAAAUCGAAUUUGGAAGAUAUGAUGGCAAAAUUUAUCAAUAGUACAGAGGCAAGAAUGCAAAGCUUGGAAACUCAAAUUGGACAACUUGCUCAAGCAAUUUCAGAAAGACCACAAGGAGGAUUGCCUAGCAAUACUGAAAGGAAUCCAAGGGAGCAUGUAAAAGCCAUCACUUUGCGAAGUGGAAAAGAACUUCAAAGUAAAGAAAAAGAUGAAGAGCGUACAAAAGAGGAAGAAAGCCAAGAGCUUGAAGCCAAAGAAGCCAAAGAAGAGGACCAAGAGCUAUCAACAGAGAAAAAGGGGAAGGUGUUUAAAAAAUUGCAUAUUAAUAUCCCUCUUCUUGAUGCUAUAUCACAAAUGCCAAGUUAUGCCAAAUUUUUGAAAGACAUAAUUGCAAAUAAAAGAAAGUUGGAGGAAUUUGAGAUAGUGAAACUUAAUGAAGAAUGCUCUGCAAUUCUACAGAAUAAAUUGCCUCCAAAACUCAAAGAUCAAGGGAGCUUUUCUAUUCCUUGUACUAUUGGAGAAAUUAAGUUUGAUAAAGUUUUAUGUGACCUUGGUGCAAGUAUUAAUUUGAUGCCCUUUUCUGUUUUCAGGAAGCUUGGCUUAUAA